Botrytis byssoidea is the source of this 1857-nucleotide messenger RNA. RefSeq lists its product as uncharacterized. NCBI's taxonomy places the organism in Eukaryota, Fungi, Ascomycota, Leotiomycetes, Helotiales, Sclerotiniaceae. The record is from RefSeq and is a predicted model, not a curated record. The coding region runs from base 1 to 1857 and encodes 618 amino acids. Gene Ontology annotation, molecular function: L-amino acid transmembrane transporter activity. The transcript has 2 exons. Gene Ontology annotation, biological process: amino acid transmembrane transport. Gene Ontology annotation, cellular component: membrane.
AUGUCACCCACCUAUCAAAAUUUACAGCCUCACGCGCGCGAUUCUUUAGAAUUAGCUAGUUUAGCAUCGAGUUCCCCUGGCGCGAGAUCAUCAACAGAUUCAAUAUCAUCAGAUGCUGGUAUAUCCUCAUCACGGAAGCUUUCACUCGAAGAAGACGAUCCUUUAGAUGACCGAAAUCCCGCCGCGAAUGGUCGACCUGGAAGAGGACAUGGCAGAACAUAUUCUGUCUCUUCGGCCUUCGACUUUUCUUCCAACCUUUACCCUCUGUCUUCUACCGCAGGAGGUUAUGCGCCGAUCGGAGCCCCUAUUUCUACGACAAAUGGCCAAACUGCCUUAGGAGGAGGAUCCUUGGAAAAACACAAGACUUUGACAUAUCUGAACGGUUUGUCAUUGAUAGUUGGCUUGAUAAUAGGGUCCGGGAUUUUCUCCUCGCCGAGUCAGGUCAAUGCAAAUGCGGGAUCACCAGGCGCAUCAUUAAUUGUAUGGGCAAUAGCAGGAAUAUUAGCAUGGACUGGCGCGUCAAGUUACGCGGAAUUGGGAGGAGCAAUACCAUUAAAUGGCGGCGCACAAAUAUAUCUUUCCAAGAUUUUUGGGGAAAUUUUUGGGUUCUUGUUCACAUGGUGUGCGGUCAUUGUUCUAAAGCCUGGAUCGACCGCCAUUGUAUCGAUAAUAAUGGGAGAAUACUUGGUACGGGCAUUCAUUGGAGCCGAGGCUGAGAGUGUCAACGUUUGGAUUAAUAAGAGCGUCGCAUUGGUUGGAUUGUUUUUCAUUACCUUUUUAAAUUGUAUAUCUACAAAGUUGGGCACGAGAAUGGGAGACAUGUUUAUGUUCAUGAAGUUUAUUGCAUUGCUUGGAGUUACAAUCAUUGGUGUCGUGGUAGCCCUUACAGGCUUCUCUACAUCAGGGAAGGCGAAUGAGGAUUGGAAGAAUCACGGAUGGUUCGAGGGAACUAGUAGUAGUGCCUCAUCAUGGGCCGUUGCAUUAUAUGCUGGAUUGUGGGCCUUUGACGGUUGGGACAAUACAAAUUACGUGGUUGGAGAGUUCCGAAACCCUACUCGGGACUUGCCAAGAGUCAUCCACACAGCCAUGCCAUUAGUCAUUCUCUCCUAUAUCCUCGCUAAUGUCGCCUAUUUCUUCGUCCUACCUCUAAAAGCUAUCAAUUCUUCAAAUACAGUUGCAGUUAUAUUUGGAAACAAGGUAUUUGGUCCCAUUGGAUCAUUGAUACUUGCUCUUAUUGUCAGCGCAAGCUGUUUUGGAGCUCUAAAUGCAACAGCCUUCACUAGUGGACGAUUAGUCUAUGCAGCUAGCAAAGAAGGUUAUCUACCCGCCAUGUUUGGCAAAAUUGGGCUUGGAAACCAAGCGGAACCUUCUGCCAACACUCUCCGAACACGCAAUUGGGCAUCAAAGAAAUUAGCCAGAUUCUUCGGUGACGAAGAAACCGGGCUCUUCUUCACACCCGUUAACGCCAUGAUUCUCAACGCUCUUUUAACAGCAGUCUAUGUCGCUGUCGGCGAAUUUGGUACGCUAGUCACUUUUUACGGCGUGGCUGGCUAUACAUUCUAUUUCUUCACAGUCCUAGGACUCAUUGUUCUUCGCGUUCGCGAACCUAAUCUCGAACGUCCUUACAAGACUUGGAUUACUACACCCAUAAUCUUCUGCUGUGUGAGCUUAUUCUUACUUAGCAGAGCAGUCUUUGCGGAACCAAUUCAGACUCUCAUCGUUCUCGCGUUUGUACUCGCUGGAGUGCCGAUAUACUACUGGCGGAUUCGCGGACGAGAUCAAGUCUCCAAGAGAGAAAGAAGUAGCAGUGGGAGCGGAAGUAGCAGUUGGAAAUUCUGGGAGAGGGGCUCACGUUAG